Molecule: messenger RNA, 3023 nt
Organism: Suricata suricatta (meerkat)
Lineage: Eukaryota; Metazoa; Chordata; Mammalia; Carnivora; Herpestidae
Gene: PRR11
Product: proline rich 11
Exons: 11
Coding region: 70-1212 (380 amino acids)
Cellular component (GO): cytoplasm; nucleus
Source: RefSeq, a predicted model, not a curated record
CCGAGCUCUUAGACUAUUGUAGAUGUGUUUAACAACUAACUCGCAGACUUCCUGAAAAUGUAACAGUUGAUGCCAACCCCAGCACACCACUGGAGUGGAGAUAAAGAAAUCAUGCCCAAGUUCAAGCAACGAAGAAGAAAGCUAAAAGCCAAAGCAAAAAGAUUAUUCAAAAAAAGAGAAGCCUCUCACUUUCAGCCCAAACCAAUUACAACUCCUCCUCAGCCACCCUCACCAGAAAGAGUGGUUAUUCCUUCAGCAGAUAUAACCCUUAGCAGAAGCUGGCUAAGAUCAUCCUGGAACUUCAGAUUUCCCGACAUCAAAGACACAGUAAAACUUUGGACAAAUAGAGUGUGGUCUAUUUACAACUGGUGCCAGAACUGCAUAGCCCAGAGUUUAGAAGUAUUGAAAGAUACCAUCUUUCCAUCCCGUUCCUGCCACCGAGAACUUCACAGUCUAAAACAACGGUUUUGCAUUUUGGAAAGUGAAUUACGCAAGCUCCAGGAAGCUCUGAAGACCGCCUUGGAAAAUUCUUCCUGCCCAAGUUGUGGUCAAACAUGCCACACAAGUGGUAAACUUACAAACGUGCCUACCUGUGCUCCAGCCAUCCCUGGAGAAUCUAGAGCUGUACUUCCUCCCGCCUUGCCACAGCCAGCCACCCAUCUUCCCCCUCUCCCACCUCCGCUUCCGCCCCCUCCACCUCCUCCUCUACCUCCGCCUCCACCGCCUAGAGCACCUUUGCUGCUUGGAAAAUCUAAUCGCACUAAAGCACUUCAGGCCGGACCAUUAAAAAAAGAUGGACCCAUGCAAAUAACAGUUGAAGAUCUACUGACUGUGAAAUUAAAGAAGACACAGUGUUUUGAUGAAAGGAAGAAGCUUGUAUCAUCACCAAAGACACAGAAUCCACUAGUUACUGUCUCUGACCUGCAGCAUGUCACCCUGAAACCCAACUCCAAAGUGCUAUCAACUCGAGUUACAAAUGUCUUGAUUACUCCCGGUAAAAGCCAGAUAGAUCUGCGGAAACUACUUAGAAAAGUCAAUGUAGAGAGGAGCCCAGGUGGAACCCCUCUUACCAAUAAAGAAAAUAUGGACACAGGAACUGGACUGACUCCAGUAAUGACCCGGGCCUUGAGGAGAAAGUUUCAGAUGGCUCACCCUAGAAGCCCAACUCAAACUCUGCCACUUUCUACAAGCAGCUUUGAUGAACAAAACUGAUGCCAACUCAUCCUGACUCCAUGUGAUGAUCUAUAAAAUACACAGAUAAACUCACCCCAAUUCUUUUUUUUAAUAUAGUAGAGAAUGUAUAAAUAAUUAUACUAAUAUAUAAUUCCAUCUGAAGAAUUAAAGUAUGUGUGGAGCCCUCAUACAUACUAUGAUACAAAGUGGGUAUUUGGAUUUUUUUUAGUUUACAUGAUAAAUAAAAGAACAGAUAGGAAAAUGGAAUCCCCAAAGUGAUGUUUAUCCUGCAGCUACUCAAAUUAAGUUGGAGAGGUUGUUCAGAUCUAACUAGGUAACAGAUUUGUCCUCAGUAGGUAAAGUUAUGGCAUUAAGAAAGUAAACUGGUUCCCAUUCAUCUUGCGUAUCCUCAGGUAAUUAAAAAGAAAAGUAUUUCAGCCUGUAAAGCUAAUGCAUUCACUAAGUGCUACAGACUUGAUCAGUAAAAAAGUCUGAUAGUAAACAGAAAGUUAAGAGGUAAGACCCUCCCCCCUCCCAACUCAGUUAUUUUCCAAAAGGAUUCAAAGCAAAAUGUCCGAUAUAACCUUAAAAUUAGAACAUAUCAUUUCUAGCAUUUAGAAAUGAUAUCUAGCAUUUAGAAAUGAUUCUAUCUGGCUCACUGAAGUCUGAAAUAUUCCUUUCUUUGAUAUUUGCUGUCCACAUUCAUGCAGCUAAAUGUAAGUUUUACAAGGGCCUCAAUAUAACCUUAUAAUUUCCCCAGUGGCUUGCCAAGGAUUAUUUGAAGUCCAUAGCAGAUUCACUGUGAGACCUAAUUCCUGUCCUCAGCAGCCUAUUGUUUCAAUAACAAUAAUGUACACCUCACUGGAUUUUUGUUCUUUCCUGCCACUCCAGGGUUGCAAGAUUUAGCAACUACAAAUAUAUUACAAAUUUGAAUUUCAGAUAAACAACUAAUAACUUUUAAAUAUAAAUAUGUCGUGUUAAACAAUGAGUAGUUUAUUUUAGCAUAAGCGUGUCCCAGAUAUUUCAUGGGAGAUAUUUCUACUACAAAAAGUGUUCAUCAUUUAUCUGAAAUUCAGAUUUAACCGGCAUUCUAUAUUUUAUCUGGGAGCCUUACCAGUCAGUCCCCUGCACAUUUGCCAAGUAUUUCUGGGAGCCCCCAGCUUGUCAGACAUGUCUGCUUAGCAUUGGGCACAACUAGGAACCCCAUAACUAAUGUGUUAAGUGUCAAAGAGGAAGGGGAACUUUCAUUAGAGUGAGUUCCUGUGACUGAAGGCAAGGAUUAGCUUUGAUGCUGAUAACGCCCCCUGCGGUUCCAAGAACAAGGGGAGCAGCUGCCCAGGGAUGGGGAACCAGGGGUUUUAGAUCUUCCCUGAACUUUCUAGCCUGACAGGAAGCAGCUACAAAGAUGAUAUCCUUGAAAUAUAUAUACCCUGGCUAGCAUAGGCUAAAAAAGAUAUGCUAGUUAUUUCCCAGAAAUGCCUAUAUUUCCGCAGAUAAAUUGCUUUGAGAUGCCAAAUAGAGUGUUGUGUCACCAGACUGGAAAGCAGACCUGAGCAUGAUGUUUUGUUCUUAUGAGACCCAUAUUUAUGUUUACAACACAUUUAUGAAUGAAAAUUAAGCAGGUAAUAAACUUAAGAAACAUACCUGCUUCUAGUUAGGAAAAAAAUGCUAGCUACAUUUAUAUUAUAUAAGAAUAAAGGGAAUGAUCACUGAGAAUGAAACAUUUGAGUAUUUGUAACAGUAUUUUAUGGGGCACUUAUAAUGCUUAUAUUGAUAAAACAGCAUGUACUGUUUUAAUUUAAUUGAAAUGACUUGAUGAGCACCUGGGUGGCUCAGUCUGUUGAGGAUCC